Morus notabilis is the source of this 591-nucleotide messenger RNA. Its product is annotated as 12-oxophytodienoate reductase 1. The record is from RefSeq and is a predicted model, not a curated record. The annotation marks the transcript as partial. The transcript has a single exon. NCBI's taxonomy places the organism in Eukaryota, Viridiplantae, Streptophyta, Magnoliopsida, Rosales, Moraceae. Gene Ontology annotation, molecular function: FMN binding; oxidoreductase activity.
GCCAUUGUGAACGAGAUAGGGGCAGAUAGAGUUGGAAUAAGACUAUCUCCAUUUGCCGAGUUCAACGAUGCGAAAGACACUAAUCCGGAAGAGCUAGGGCUUUACAUGGCGAAAUCCUUGAACAAGUAUGGGAUCCUCUACUGCCACAUGGUCGAGCCAAGGAUGACGAUGACUCUAGAUGUAAGCAAGACCGACCUUAGUCUUGUGCCAAUGAGGAAGGCUUUCAAAGGUACCUUCAUUGUUGCGGGAGGUUACACCAGAGAUGACGGGAACAAAGCAGUUGCUGAAAAUCACGCUGAUCUCAUUGCUUAUGGACGUUUGUUCUUGGCUAAUCCGGAUUUACCAAAGAGAUUUGAGCUUGAUGCGCCUCUAAAUAAGUAUAAUAGAAACACAUUUUAUACACCAGAUCCUAUCAUCGGUUACACUGAUUACCCAUUUCUCACGAACACUAUCUAAGUACUUGAUAGUUGGUGCGUAUAAUGUGUAAGGUCCUUGAGGGAGGAUUUAUUUUAAAUUGUACUUUUUUUCGUUUUAUAAAAUUAUUCUAUUGUAAGAUUUAUAUUUCAUUAUGGCUUUCAGUUAAAAAUCAAU